AACUCUAGAUGGCGCAUGCACUGAAUCGAAGUAGCCGGCAAGAUGGCGGUAGCUGGACGGUUCUCGCAAAAGUUAUUCCGUCUUUCAUUGCUGAAAAAUGUUCGAGUUUUGCAAAAAGCGUAUGCAUCAUCAUUUGGAGACAGUACCAAGAGAGGAAUGCCUGGUGCCUAUCCCAAGACAGAAGAAGAAAGAAUUGCUGCUGCUAAGAAAUACAACAUCCGUGUGGAAGAUUACGAACCCUAUCCAGAUGAUGGAUUAGGCUGGGGAGAUUAUCCUAAAAUGGAAAAAAUCCAUCAGGACUCCAGAGAUCCUCAUGCUGACUGGGAUUUUCCAGAAGAGAGGAGGAACUAUGGAGAGCUUCUACACAUAGAAGAGGAUUUUCUCAAGAGAUAUACACCCAACAGUACAAAGAAAUACAAAUACUCCCAUACUCAACAAGCAGGCAUGUUUUUCGCUGUUUUGGGAACCCUUGGCUUCUUAUUUUGGCUUGGAUCAUUUUACAAGUUUUUCCCACCUGUUGUACCUAAGCAGUAUCCUGAAAACAACAGAAUUAUACCAGAAUUCAAAAUGUUCUAA
Anneissia japonica is the source of this 576-nucleotide messenger RNA. RefSeq names its product NADH dehydrogenase [ubiquinone] 1 beta subcomplex subunit 8, mitochondrial-like. The transcript is spliced from 5 exons. The coding region runs from base 43 to 576 and encodes 177 amino acids. Gene Ontology annotation, cellular component: mitochondrion. NCBI's taxonomy places the organism in Eukaryota, Metazoa, Echinodermata, Crinoidea, Comatulida, Comatulidae. The record is from RefSeq and is a predicted model, not a curated record.